Molecule: messenger RNA, 1871 nt
Organism: Sebastes umbrosus (honeycomb rockfish)
Lineage: Eukaryota; Metazoa; Chordata; Actinopteri; Perciformes; Sebastidae
Gene: drd4b
Product: dopamine receptor D4b
Exons: 4
Coding region: 314-1501 (395 amino acids)
Biological process (GO): adenylate cyclase-inhibiting dopamine receptor signaling pathway; adenylate cyclase-activating adrenergic receptor signaling pathway
Cellular component (GO): plasma membrane
Molecular function (GO): G protein-coupled receptor activity; dopamine neurotransmitter receptor activity, coupled via Gi/Go
Source: RefSeq, a predicted model, not a curated record
CUGAUCUACAUAAUGCUGCAAGAAGUAAAUGAUGAACCGAGAGGCUGAAUAGCUGCAGGAUCUGGUGAUCUGGUUUUUGCGCGCUGCAGGAUCUGGAGACUCUUCGUGCGUUUGGAGAGCUGGAGACGCACAGAGACUCAGUGCGUCAGGUGAGCUUCAGAUGAGCGUCCUCUCGGGAAAACUCUCUCAUUCUUCACCUGUAAACCUGUAAACGCACCUGCUGGUCUCUGAGCUGCUGGAUCCGGCUCAUAGAUGAACACUGAGUCGGAGAGAGUCGCUCUCCGUCGGUCCAGGAGCGCGUCAGUCGGCGACCAUGUCGGACAUCUCCUCUGACUCUAACAACGACACGCUGCCGGAGGCUGCGGUCAACGACUACAACUUCCCAGCGCUGUUAUUCGGGGUUCUGCUGAUUGUGAUCAUCACCGGUGGAAACGUGCUCGUGUGCGUCAGCGUGUACGCGGAGAAGGCUUUAAAGACCACCACCAACUACUUCAUAGUCAGUCUGGCGGUUGCAGACUUGCUGCUGGCGGUUCUGGUUCUGCCGCUCUUCGUUUACGCAGAGUUUCAGGGUGGAGUUUGGUCCUUGAACAUGCUGAUAUGUGACGGCCUGAUGACCAUGGAUGUGAUGCUGUGCACCGCAUCCAUAUUCAACCUCUGUGCCAUCAGCGUGGACAGGUUCAUUGCCGUGUCCAUCCCACUAAACUAUAACCGGAGACACGUGGACCAGCGUCAGCUCUUCCUGCUGUCGGCCACCUGGCUGCUGGCCCUCGCCGUGGCCUCGCCCGUCAUGUUUGGCAUCAACAACGUGCCUAACCGCGACACCAGCGAGUGCAAACUGGAGGACAACAACUACGUGGUUUACUCCUCGGUCUGCUCCUUCUUCAUCCCCUGCCCCAUCAUGGUCCUGCUCUACUUCGGGGUUUUCCGCGGGCUGCGACACUGGGAGGAGACCCGUAGGGUCAAACUGCGCAGCAGCAUCGAGGCCUGCAGGAAGCUGCAGCACGCGGUCGUCGCCACCGCCCUCCCCCCGCUGGCGGGCACCAUCCCCGGGCCUCUGCCAAUGCCUCUGCCCAGGGUCAUCGAGAGGGACUUGGCCCAGUCUCGGCUGGACGAUACGGACGACUACAUGCAGCAGGAGAUUCCCUAUCCUCGGCAGUACAGAGAGAACUCGGUGCCCACGAUAACGUUCAGCCAACAGCUGCACAGGAAGAAGAGAGCCAAGAUCAACAGCAGGGAGAGGAAAGCUAUGAGGGUGCUACCUGUCGUAGUAGGCUGCUUCCUGUUCUGCUGGACGCCGUUCUUCGUGGUGCACACGACGAGAGCCGUGUGCGUGACCUGUGACGUCCCUCCCGGUCUGAUGAGCACCGUCACCUGGCUGGGCUACGUCAACAGUGCUCUCAACCCCAUCAUCUACACCAUCUUUAACACCGAGUUCAAGAAGUUCUUCAAGAAAUGUUUCAGCAGAUGUUGCCCACGCCAGUUUUCCCUCCGCAGACGCUGAAGGAACGAACUGGGAGCUCGAUUGGGAAGACUGAGGCUUCCAGUUCGGCCAGUCAAACCAUCUCUGGGCCGCCACCUGGAUGUGGGUGGUUGAUAGUAUCUGGCCGACAGGAACACUGUUACUGGUGAUAUAUAUUACAUUUCUGGGUCCAUCUUAUCAUUUGGUGAUGUACUGUCUUGAUCCUCCGGGAUUACGGCCCAAACUAAAUAAUGAUGUCGAGAAGGAAAGUGGCAGAAAACAGCUAAACAGACUCAAGAGGAGCUUUUCACCACUUUCAGAUUGUCUGUAGAGAACGUCUUUACUGUAUAUCGGCCUCGGUUGUAGUCACGGUCGGCCAGUUCCAGUGAACGACGUGGGAUUUGUACAGAGC